Messenger RNA from Vicia faba (fava bean), 399 nucleotides. The record is from the annotation of a GenBank genome assembly. NCBI's taxonomy places the organism in Eukaryota, Viridiplantae, Streptophyta, Magnoliopsida, Fabales, Fabaceae.
AUGACGUCUAAUCUAACAAUAUUGGUUUUUGCUAUUCGAGAUAAGAUUUACGGACAAAAGUUUUUUGUAGCUACUAGUGCUAUUGCUAGUGGUUACCUGAUUCUUUCUCUACCUUUGUCCAUCUUGCAUAUCAUAAGGAGCAGUGCAAGAAUGACCAGGGUUAUAUUGAUUAUAUUGGACAUGAUAAUGCUAGCUUCAUUGACAGCUGGAUCUUCUGCAGCAGCAUCUAUUGUUUAUUUGGCACACAAAGGAAAUGCCAGAGCAAAUUGGUUUGCUUUCUGUCAGCAAUAUAACUCUUUCUGUGAAAGAAUUUCUGGUUCAAUGAUUGGAUCCUUCAUUGCAAUUCCUCUCUUCAUAAUCCUAAUCCUUUUGUCUGCUCUUGUUCUAUCAAGACGUUAG